This is a messenger RNA of Arabidopsis lyrata subsp. lyrata, 1092 nucleotides long. Its product is annotated as exosome complex exonuclease RRP46 homolog. Gene Ontology annotation, biological process: poly(A)-dependent snoRNA 3'-end processing; nuclear mRNA surveillance; rRNA catabolic process. Gene Ontology annotation, cellular component: nucleolus; cytoplasmic exosome (RNase complex); nuclear exosome (RNase complex). The transcript is spliced from 9 exons. The record is from RefSeq and is a predicted model, not a curated record. NCBI's taxonomy places the organism in Eukaryota, Viridiplantae, Streptophyta, Magnoliopsida, Brassicales, Brassicaceae. Bases 121 to 849 code for a protein of 242 amino acids.
GGUUUUGAAACUUAAACCAAAUAAACCCUAAUUCUUCAGAAAAUCAGAGCGAUUCUUCUUCUCUCCUCUCUGCCUCAGUUCUUCAACUCCGUAGCUGUAUCUUCGCUUUGGAUUGGAGCAAUGGAGAUUGAUAGAGAAGAUGGAAGAACGCCGAAUCAGCUGAGACCUCUUGCUUGUUCCCGUAAUAUCCUUCAUCGUCCUCAUGGCUCUGCUAGUUGGUCACAAGGGGAUACAAAAGUUCUAGCUGCAGUUUAUGGACCUAAAGCAGGAACGAAGAAGAAUGAAAAUGCUGAGAAGGCUUGUUUUGAAGUCAUAUGGAAGCCUAAAACUGGGCAGAUUGGAAAAGUAGAAAAGGAGUAUGAGAUGAUAAUGAAAAGGACAAUACAGAGUAUUUGUGUUUUGACAGUUAAUCCAAAUACCACCACCUCAGUGAUAAUUCAGGUUGUACAUGAUGAUGGUUCUCUUCUACCGUGUGCGAUAAAUGCAGCAUGUGCAGCGCUUGUCGAUGCAGGAAUCCCUAUGAAGCAUCUCGCUGUUGCUAUAUGUUGUUGCCUGGCUGAUAAUGGAUAUCUCGUACUCGAUCCAAACAAGCUUGAAGAAAAGAAAAUGACGGCCUUUGCUUAUUUAGUCUUUCCAAAUACAACUCUCUCUGUUCUUCCGGAAGGAUCAUCAGUAGCGGAAGGCGAGCCAGUAGAGCAUGGGAUCAUUACAUCAGUUACCCAUGGAGUAAUGUCAGUGGACGAUUAUUUCCUGUGUGUAGAGAACGGCCGUGCUGCUACGGCUAGUUUAUCUGCAUUUUUUAGAAAGAACUUCCAACAAAGCCAAAAAGAUUCAUCCAAGGCCGGGUAAAGAGCACAAAUUCAUAAUGGUUUGCAUGAGAUUUUGACGGUUUCAUAUUUCUCCUGUUGUAGCUUUUAUAGAAUCCUUAUCGUCGAUGUGUCUAAUCAAAUCUUAAAUGCUGGAGGCCUAAGAAUCUAGUAUCGUUAGAUAUGUGAACAGAUGAACCUCGUAUCUUUAAUACAAAUGGUAGCCAUGGUCAGAGCUAUUGAUGUAUGAAUCUGACGAACUACUUGAUUCGUCACUUCUUCAUGA